ACUUGAGAGUGUGACGUCAGCAGUCAAAAAAGUUGUGGAUAAUCCUCAUCUUCGACCACCAGGGCAAUCAAAGUUGCCGAUAACGUGUCGCUCCCACGUGGCUCCCCAACUGUUAACGUGUCGCUCUCGUGCCAUGCCAUCUCCAGUUCUCUGACAUGUCGUCACCUUCAUCUCCGUCGUCUUCUUCUUCACCAUCACUCCCUCGCAUCUUCAUCACUCGCUUUCGCCUCCGCCAUCCCUCCCUCCCGCUUCAGCUCACUAAUCAGCUGGGGUGGGGGUUAAAGUUAAACCCAUUAUUAAAGAUGAUGGAGCUUUAUGGGCACGAGUUACAUUUUUGGUUGAAAAUGGCUGUCGAGGUUGAAUUAAGAUGUUUGUUUUUGACUUGUAUGAAGAUGUGAAGGUGUGACAGUUGGUGGAUGAUAACUAGUAGAUGGAAUGGUUAGUCGAACUGAUGAGCACUAUUAUCUUCGUAGUACUGGUGAAGCCUUUUUCAGUGAUCAAGCAAUCAGUCUCAUUCGGUGUGAGAAGCUUAUGCAUCGCCCUUCUGACCUGGAUGGAGCUUCUGAGAAAUGCUAUCUGCCUCAAUGUUAGCAUACUUUGGAAGCUAACAACUUGGAUAAUAGCAAUUCCGUUUCUGCCUAUGCGAGUGUUGAAUGCUCUACAAAACGAAAAGCUGCUUAAAAUGCAUCUCGAAGAAAUGCAGAGAGAGUUGGAGAAUUUGGUCUGGGACAAGAAGGGAGUGGAGAAACAACUACGCGUGGCUAUCAAAGAACACAAGUUGAUGGGGCUGAUGUUGAGGGAACUCGAAGAUGAACACAAUGAGGCUAUCAUCAAAAUUGAACAACUGGAGGACGAGCUUCAGGGUCUAAAGGAGGAAAACCAACAGCUAAAGGAGGCUCGAGGCAAAGCUCGAUGGAGCCCCGAACAGGUUGACACCAGCAACCUCCACAACCAAACCACGAAUUACACCAAAGAAUCCGCAGCAACCUUGUCCCGGAGGCCAAACAGAGCUAAAACCGCCAAAACAUACCAAGAAAUCUCCCGAGCUAAUGCUUGGGAAGACGAGAACAAACCAACCAUAGCAGCUAAAGACACCAAACAACCUCUAAAGCCAGCAGAUUUGGACACAACUUACUACCUCCAAUCCCAAAGAAGAGAAACCGCGCUUUCUAGGAGUGUUUUCAGUGCAGUGUUAUCAGUGGUGGUUGGAACCACGGUGUGGAGUGCAGCCGAGCCUUGCGUGCCCCUCGUGGCCGCCCUUUUCACGGUGGUCGCCAUUUCGUUGAGGAGCGUGGUCCAGUUCUUCUCCUCCAUUAACAACCACCCUGCAAGUGAGGCAGUUGCUCUCCUCAGCUUCAACUGGUUCAUUCUCGGCACCUUAACAUAUCCGACAUUGCCAAAGGUUGCCCGUAUGUUGUCUCCCCUGGCACACAACUUCUCCGGCACAACAAUGAGCUUCCUCUUCGGACUGUUUGCAUGAUCCAUCUUUAAUUCCCCCUCUCAAAAUGUAAUAUAAUCAUAACUUUUUCACUUCCCCAAAAGUUUUGUGAGUUUGAUAUGAUAAUGUGCCAAUGCAAACUUGUUUCUCUAUGGAAUUUUUCUUUUUAUUAUU
Messenger RNA from Ipomoea nil (Japanese morning glory), 1612 nucleotides. RefSeq lists its product as uncharacterized. The record is from RefSeq and is a predicted model, not a curated record. The transcript has 4 exons. Bases 431 to 1480 code for a protein of 349 amino acids. Lineage: Eukaryota; Viridiplantae; Streptophyta; Magnoliopsida; Solanales; Convolvulaceae.